Molecule: messenger RNA, 1795 nt
Organism: Eruca vesicaria subsp. sativa (arugula)
Lineage: Eukaryota; Viridiplantae; Streptophyta; Magnoliopsida; Brassicales; Brassicaceae
Source: the annotation of a GenBank genome assembly
AUGGCGCAAGAACCAAUCUAUCUCAACCAUCAACACCACCAAGCUUCUUCUUCCUCAGUCGCCGCUGCAUCUUUCCUCGGCGAAAAUGUUCGAAACGAGAUGGUUUUCCUUCCACCAACCACCGGAGCAGAGGGUCUUCAGAAUUUCAACGGAGACGUUACAGCAAACGGUACCGUUUCGAGCAGCGGUCUAAGCUUUCACGACGGUCAAGGACUGUCUCUAAGCCUCGGCAAUCAAAUCUCUCUCCCUUCGUUUCACCACCAGCGAUAUCAAAUGGGUUUCACCCCAAAUCCUUCAAUCUCUGUUAAGGAAACGUCACCGUUUAACGUGGAGGAGAAGAACAAAGAGAUGUUGUUAGGACUCUACAACAGUUAUCGGGUUAAUGAAACGUCCAGAGCGUUUAUGAGCAGCGUUUUGCGUUCUAGGUAUCUUAAACCGGCUCAGAGUUUGCUUGAUGAAGUGGUUAGUGUCAAGAAAGAGCUAAACCAGAUGAGUAAGAAGAAGAAGAAAGGUGAAGACUUUAACAAUGUUUCCAAGGAUACACAAGUAGGAGGCAGUGGUGGUGGUAGCGAGUUGUCUACAAGUGAACGUCAAGAGCUACAGAACAAGAAGAGCAAGCUGUUAACAAUGGUUGAUGAGGUAGAUCAAAGAUACAACCAAUAUUACCAUCAAAUGGAAGCAUUAGCUUCAUCAUUUGAGAUAGUAGCAAGAUAUGGAUCAGCUAAGACUUACACAUCAGUAGCUCUAAACAAAAUCUCUUGCAAUUUUCGCUCUCUCCGCGACACGAUAAAGGAACAGAUUCAGAUUAUUAAGGAGAAACUUGGGGAGAAAGGAGGAGAGUCAUUGGAUGAGCAGCAACAAGGAGGAGAGAGGAUACCGAGAUUGAGGUAUUUAGAUCAACGGUUGAGACAGCAGAGAGAUUUUCAUCAGCAGCUUGGAAUGGUUAGACCAUCUUGGAGACCUCAGAGAGGUCUCCCUGAGAAUUGUGUCUCUGCUCUUCGCGCUUGGCUCUUUGAACAUUUCCUUCAUCCAUAUCCGAAAGAAUAUGAGAAAAUGAUGCUUGCAAAACAGACAGGACUGUCUAAAAGCCAGGUUGCUAAUUGGUUUAUAAACGCGAGAGUUCGUCUAUGGAAACCGAUGGUUGAAGAUAUUUAUAAAGAAGAGUUUGGUUACAAAUCUGAGUUACAAAUCUCCAAGUCUUCUCAAGAACUUAACAGCACCAACCAAGAAGACUCCUCGUCACAGCAGCAACCGGGAGAUAACAACAAUAACCUCACUUAUCCAUCUGCAGACACAACAAACGUUCAUGACGAGUCACAACAAGAACAAGAGAUGAACAAUUCAGGGGAUUACGUGACGCUAAUGAACUAUCACAGGUUUGGUGUGGAGGAGGAUUACCGUUACAUUGGCGGGAACAACCAGGAAGAAAGCAGAUUCUCCAAUGGCCAUCACUUGCACGACUUUGUUGUUUGAUACUACUCUCGUUCUUGGAACAGGAGGACAUGAUUCUUGAAGCGCAAGAAAUAUACUUUUUUGCAUUUUUAUAGCUAGGCAGAUUUACACACUCAUAUCUCUGGCGUAGAUGUUUAGGUUGCUUUUGUGUAUAGUACAACGCCAAAUAUUGAUAUGUGUGUAUAAUUAAGAUUCAUGGUGGGAAUCAAGAAUACUUACAAAAGUAUGAACACCGUUUUCAGUUAACAUGUUGGAAGAUUGUGUGUUAACAAAACCUAUUAUAUAAUGUUUGAAGUAUAUGUGAAGGAAAAAUAAUAUUUUUCUGAAAUUGAAAGUAUGUUCC